Molecule: messenger RNA, 585 nt
Organism: Ogataea angusta
Lineage: Eukaryota; Fungi; Ascomycota; Pichiomycetes; Pichiales; Pichiaceae
Exons: 1
Coding region: 1-585 (194 amino acids)
Biological process (GO): rRNA processing
Molecular function (GO): snoRNA binding
Source: RefSeq, a predicted model, not a curated record
AUGUCAAGCAGAAAUUUGCGAAGCCACAAAAGGCUAGAUGAAAAUGUACACGAGAGAGUCAAAGAGGGUAAACCCGACGAUAUAGACAUCAAUGAUGAGGAGCAAGACGACAGCGAUGACGCCCCUGAAGAGGAAACUUUACAUACAGGAAAAGAAAAAGUGAUAGCGAAAAUAGAAGCUGAGCGUGCUGCACUGCGAGACAUUGAAAGGGAAAAGAAAGAGAGAAGAAAGCAGAUUGAACAACGAAAUCGUGAACAGGCGGAACAACGCAAAAAACGGGCUGAGAAAGUUGACGAAACCCCAAACUUUCUUCCUCAAGAUCUGCUGCAAAACUAUGAAGCAGAAGAGGAGCUCGAGAAGCCUAAAAAAAUUGUGUUCGACGAUGAGGAGCCGGAUAUGAGUCGAAAGGAGCUGUUGGCAGCUAAGAUCAAGGAGGCUCGUGGAAUGAGUAAAACAGUUGUGAGGAAAGGUCCUGUGCGAGUUCAGCUUCUUAGCAAGAACAGGGGUCUGUUGAGCGUCCCAACAAGUAAUAUCAAGUCGAAAAAGGAUAAGUGGUUGAACCGCAAAGCUCUCAGGCGCAAGUAA